Molecule: messenger RNA, 2068 nt
Organism: Hermetia illucens (black soldier fly)
Lineage: Eukaryota; Metazoa; Arthropoda; Insecta; Diptera; Stratiomyidae
Gene: Fpgs1
Product: folylpolyglutamate synthase, mitochondrial
Exons: 8
Coding region: 77-1903 (608 amino acids)
Biological process (GO): tetrahydrofolylpolyglutamate biosynthetic process
Cellular component (GO): cytoplasm; mitochondrion; cytosol
Molecular function (GO): tetrahydrofolylpolyglutamate synthase activity; ATP binding
Source: RefSeq, a predicted model, not a curated record
GCGGAACGAUGCUUUCAAGCGAAGUGAAUAAGGAAUUCUUUGUACUGUUGUUAUCACAAGUUCUAGGUAUAAAAACAUGAGAAGAUCGAUUCGAAAUAAUUUCGCAACUCAACUAAGUUCGUGGUGUGUGGAAAGUGCGCGCUGGUUUUAUUGUAGGAAAUCCGUGGGAAGAUGUCCUACGUAUUUCCACAGAACUGCGCUAAGUAGCCUGCAGCCAAUCCCACGACACUAUCUCUUCGAGACAAGCAAAAACAUUACUUCCCCAACAACAAAUUCCCCACGAUUGAGAAUGGCUAAAAGAUUCAUACCGUCUGGUUACGGUCUCAGUUCACUCAGUCACUUCACCAUGUUCGAGACAACACCAUGUGCUUAUGGCGCUUUGUCAAAUCAACAUUUGCCGCGUGCACUCCAUUUAUCAAGUGCAAACGAUGUGGAAUUGAGUGCGAAAGUAUCACAUUUUGGUAACUACAAGGACGCGAUACAUGCGUUGAACGGGCUACAGUCCAACUCACAAACUAUACAGUUGGCUGCAACGAGACAGCUGAACAAUAUAGACGAUACAUUGAUAUACCUUCGGAGAUCAGGGAUCGAGCCAGAGCAGCUGGAUAGGCUCUCUGUAAUUCAUGUCUCAGGGACUAAAGGGAAGGGAUCAACAUGUGCGCUUACAGAAUCUAUCCUGCGGUCAUUCGGAGUUAAAACAGGUUUCUUCAGUUCGCCGCACUUAGUCUCCGUUACAGAACGUAUACGCAUCAAUGGCCAACCAAUUUCUGAAGAGAUGUUCACAAACUACUUUUGGAAAGUGUAUAAUCUCCUCAAUUGUCACAAAGAAUACGAAAAUGAUAUGCCAGCAUAUUUCAAGUUCCUAACAAUUUUAAGUUUUCACGUGUUCCUUGGAGAGAAAGUCGAUGUUGCUAUUUAUGAAGUUGGAAUUGGUGGAGAAAGGGAUUGCACCAACGUUUUGCGGACAACAAAAACAGUUGGUAUAACAUCACUCGGUCUUGAGCACACAACGCUUCUAGGCAACACAUUAAGCGAGAUCGCUCGACAAAAAGCAGGUAUUAUAAAACCAAAUUCGGAUGUAUUCACAGUGAACCAACCAGACGAAUGUUGGGACGCUAUCAAACAAGUAGUUAAUGAAACAAAUGCCAAAUUACACAUAGUUCCUGAUUUUAAUGAUUAUAAAUUUCCACACAAUCCUGAUUUACAAAUCAAAAGCAAAGUGCAGCAUUUAAACGCAUCUCUUGCUAUUCAGCUUGCCUAUAAUUGGCUGAAGAAAAACCAUAAAAAUCGGUUAAACGGUUUAGUACCUAAGCAUAGAGAAUCUCAGAUGAUAAUCGAUGGCUCGAAAGAGGUCGUAGAAGGUCUUGAAAAAUGUAUUUGGCCUGGAAGAUGUCAAGUACUGGAACUUGGCAAUAAGAUGAUCCAUUUGGACGGAGCACAUACCAAAGAGAGCUUAGAAGUUUGCGUAGAUUGGUUUUUAAACGUAACGAAAAAUAGUUCAAAACCCAAAUGCUUACUAUUCAAUGCAACGGGUGAUCGAAACUCUGAAAAACUCAUGAGAGUUUUAGCUUCACAAAUUCAAUUUACGGCAGCUUUAUUUGUACCGAACGUAGCAUUCAUUAGUGAAAAUGAAGAUGAUACGAGUGAUGUCCUUUGUGCAAAGAGUGACGAACAAACUCAACGGGCCCAUUAUCAUGCCCGACUCUGGCCAAAGCUGCAAAAUACACCUAUUAUUGCCUCGUUCUCAUCAAUUUUGGAUGGCAUUCUAUUUUUGGAUGAACAGUAUAAAGAUAGGGAGAUCGACGUUUUAAUAACAGGGUCACUUAAUCUUGUAGGAUCAUCGUUAGUAGCUUUAGGAAGGUAUACUUCUGCUAGCGAUAGGGGACUAGUGACCAAGAGCUAGCAGAAACUUAAAUUUUAUUAGCUUUAGUGUGUCGAAAUUGAUUGUUUAUAUUUUUAGUAGCCUACUAAAAGAGAGCUUACUAUUUGUUUAAGUAAUUUUUUAAUGAGUAUCUUUAACAAAUAGGGUUUGUCAUUUAUUAGAUAUAAAUAAAUUUAUAAAAAAAUU